Molecule: messenger RNA, 2417 nt
Organism: Chlamydomonas reinhardtii
Lineage: Eukaryota; Viridiplantae; Chlorophyta; Chlorophyceae; Chlamydomonadales; Chlamydomonadaceae
Exons: 12
Coding region: 270-1814 (514 amino acids)
Biological process (GO): 'de novo' UMP biosynthetic process; 'de novo' pyrimidine nucleobase biosynthetic process
Molecular function (GO): orotidine-5'-phosphate decarboxylase activity; orotate phosphoribosyltransferase activity
Source: RefSeq, a predicted model, not a curated record
GAACAAGCGCAUGCGUUUACACUCCACUCCUUUACCAAAUUCAGCUCGCUCAUACGCGGGCACCCGACACAAGGUCGACCACAAAGUUUCGAUUCCGCACGAGGGCAUUCGGAGCCCUUCAUUCUUUUAUGCACGGCGUCAAACCAGGCAGCCCGCAGCGUAGCUCCCGUUGCUCGACAUCAGCCAAUUCUCCUACGCCAAGCAGGCUCCGCGCAGCGCCGUCGGCGCCGUCAGUCCCUUCGCACGUCGCUGCUCCGCGUCGCAGCACAAUGGUGCUCGGAAUUAAGACCGUCGCUAGCUUCGUGUCGAAGCCGUUCCGGCGCGGCGGCAAGAGCUCGCGACUGGAGGCGUCGUCGCGCGAGCCCAUGACGCAAGCGGAGAUUGAGGACCUGGUGCUGAAGUUGAACAAGAUCGAGGCGGUCAAGUUCGGCGAGUUCAAGCUGAAGAGCGGGCUCAUCUCGCCCGUGUACGUGGACCUUCGCGUCAUCGUGUCCUACCCCGAUGUGCUGGAGCAGGUGUCCCGCAUGAUGUGGAACGCCGUGCGCGGCUGCGAGUACGACAUCAUCUGUGGCGUGCCGUAUACCGCCCUGCCCAUUGCCACCUGCAUGUCGCUGGGCUACGGCGAGGCCAUGGUCAUGCGCCGCAAGGAGGUGAAGGACUACGGCACCAAGAAGGCCAUUGAGGGCGCCUACAAGGCUGGCCAGCGCUGCCUGAUCGUGGAGGACCUGGUCACUAGCGGAGCCUCAGUGCUGGAGACCCUGGAGCCGCUGCAGAACGAGGGCCUGAUCGUGAAGGACGUGGUGGUGCUGAUCGACCGCGAGCAGGGCGGCGAGGCGCACCUGGCCAAGAACGGGCUGGCGCUGCACGCCGCCUUCAAGCUGAGCGCCAUGCUGGACGUGCUCACACGCAACAAGCUGGUCACGGAGGAGGUGGCGGCCAAGGUGCGCAAGUUCAUCUCGGAGAACCAGACCACCCUGCCCAGUGCUGGUGCCGCGCCCGCCGCUGCCCCGGCCGCCGCGCCCGCCAAGCCCAAGCGUCUGCCUUACGAGCAGCGCAUCCCGCUUGCCAAGAACGCCAUGGCCAAGCGCUGCCUGGAGGUGAUGGUGCGCAAGCAGACCAACCUGUCGGUGGCGGCGGACGUGGACACCGCGGAGGAGAUGCUGGCGCUGGCAGACAAGGUCGGCCCUUACAUCUGCGUGUUCAAGACGCACGUGGACAUCUUCGACAAGUGGGAUGUGUCCAUCGCCAACAAGCUCACGGAGCUGGCCAACAAGCACGACUUCCUCAUUUUCGAGGACCGCAAGUUCGCUGACAUCGGCAACACCGUGGUGUCUCAGUACGCGGGCGGCAUCUACAAGAUCGCGGACUGGAGCCACAUCACCAAUGCGCACCUGGUGCCCGGGCCCGGCAUCAUUGACGGCCUCAAAACCGUGGGCCUGCCCAAGGGCCGCGGCUGCCUGUUGCUCGCUGAGAUGAGCAGCAAGGGCACGCUGGCUAACGGUGCCUACACGGAGGCGGUGGCGGCGGCCGCCGAGCAGCACCAGGACUUUGUGAUGGGCUUCAUCUCCGUCAACCCCGCCUCUUGGAAGUGCGGCCCUGGCUCCCCAGGCCUCCUCCACAUGACCCCCGGCGUGCAGAUGGCGGCGGGCGGCGACGCUCUGGGCCAGCAGUACAACACGCCCGCGGACGUCAUCGGCGUGCGCGGCUCGGACGUCAUCAUCGUCGGCCGCGGCGUCAUCAAGGCCGCAGACCCCGCCGCCGCCGCCAAGCAGUACCGCGACGCGGGCUGGGCCGCCUACAAGGCCGCGCUCUAAGCGUUGCCGUGUGGUGGGUGUUGCGAGCGUGAUGCGUGCGUUGGCAUUGGGGUCAUGAUUGGAUGCAUGUCUUGAGGGCUGUGGGAAUUGAGUGGGAGUGCAGCGGGAGGUGGGGUAGCAGAACAGUAGUGCAGUAGCGGCGGAGUACCGUAGCUACAGUGCACGCGAUGUUUGAAUAGAUGGCGAGGGAAACAUGGAUGAUCCCUUGGCAUGGAACCAGGGUGCGCGCUAUGACGGCGGCGACGAAGCACGCGCUCCUCGAAUUGGCACUUGGAGCGUCGCAAUGUGUUGAUGCGGAGCGCGUGGCGGGGUACAGGGUGAAGGGAGAAGGUGUGCAGCAAUGAUAAGAUGGCGCGGUGAUGGAGCCCGGGUCACACACGGCAGGCGGCGGCGGGUGCUUGACCAGGCGGGAGGUAUUUGGGGGUGAGCCGCUUGCACGAUGCAUUCCAUUCCCAUCAAAGCGGUGGGCGUAUUGGCUAUUGGUCAAGUCUUCGCUAGCUUGUUUGCUAUGCCAUUGAACACCCAGGGGACGCCGACCUGUCUGGACUCAGGAGCCGUGACCUGCGCUGCGAUCUGACAGACUGAGUGUAAUGGUCCUAGUGC